AUGAAAGCUGUCGUAUUACUUCUUUGCUUUGUUGCUCUAGCAAGUGCUCAGGUUGUUCACCAACGACCUACCUUGCGGCAAAACUCCGAUCACAUCGGAUACCCUUUGCCACCAAGAGCCCUUAGAGCUCUGCCAAUCAAUUUCCCGAAUGUUGGUGAUCUGGUCGCAACGAUCGUACAACAAAUUGUGGAUUAUAUCUUCCCUGAUGGCACAUCGUUGCGAAGCGCUGAGCCAACUGUAGAAGGUAUUGGAAAACUAGUAUCCUGGAUAGUGAAUCAGGUUAUCGCUCUGAUAACCAGCGACGCAUCAAUGCUUCGAAUGCAAAACGAAGACGACGAAGAUAACGAAGACAAGCAAUAUUUACCCAUGUAUCCAUUUUUGCGCCCGAUGCCACGAUCCAAGUAG
Messenger RNA from Anopheles marshallii, 405 nucleotides. RefSeq lists its product as uncharacterized. Bases 1 to 405 code for a protein of 134 amino acids. The record is from RefSeq and is a predicted model, not a curated record. NCBI's taxonomy places the organism in Eukaryota, Metazoa, Arthropoda, Insecta, Diptera, Culicidae. The transcript has 2 exons.